Molecule: messenger RNA, 1771 nt
Organism: Effrenium voratum
Lineage: Eukaryota; Dinophyceae; Suessiales; Symbiodiniaceae
Source: the annotation of a GenBank genome assembly
AGGCACGCAAGUUGCGCAGCUGCCUAUGACGCCAUGGCGCUGGGCGAGGGCUUGCUUUGCCGGGCGCUGCUGGAGCAGAUUUCCCAAGCUCUGGAAAGUUCAGGGGAGUCCUUUGUGCGCCAAUCAGGUUAUGUCUACCAGUUCCAUCUCCGCGACUGCGGACACCAGGGCCUUUUUGUCUUGGACCUGAAGCAUGGCUCGGGGUCCCUGCGGCCUGGCCACGAUGCCACGGCGGACUGUACCUUCAGUAUGUUGGACGAGGAUCUUGUGGCCAUGGGCAAGGGCACGCUGGAUGCGUUUACUGCGAUGCGCAAGGGGCGCCUUGAAAUCAGAGGCGACCAGUUGGCCGCUCACGUUCUGUCGGAGGUGAUGCAGCGUGUGGGAAAGAGGCAGAAGGCGCCCAAAUCCGAGCCUGUGAACUGGGAGCACGUGCGGAUGUGGCGCAUCGGCGCAAUUGCCGGGUGCUUCGUCGUGUUCGUGCUGGUCAUCAUCUUGAUCAACCCUUUCGAAGUGAAGAGGUCCAGCGGAGGGCCCCGGGAGCUGGAGCAAGUCGCCCACUUCGGGGACGGCAAUCUGCACAGGAUCGGCAACGGCGUGGUUUACAAGCUCCAGGCCUUCACUGGUCGAGCUUUCCGGCAGCUGUUGCAAACUCCCCAGGCCUUCCGUGUGGAGCCCUCGGACAUUUUUCUGGUGGGUGCUUUAGGCAGCGGCACCACCUGGCUGAGCCACAUGCUUCACGGCCUGCGGUCCGGAGGAAGCAUGGACUUCCAGGACCUCCAGGAGGUCGUACCCUGGUACGAGUCCCUGGGCACCGCUGGGGAGAUCAAGGCGGCCAAGCCGAGGCUCUUCAAGUCCCACAGGACGCACCAGGUGCUGCCCUCUGGCAUGCGCUUGAUCGUGCUGCUGCGGGACCCGUUUCAGAUCAUGCAAUCUCAGUACCAGCUCUUUUGCAACAGCACCUGGUCAACGCUAGCAGGAAUGAAGCCGGCGGAGAUGCAUCCCUUGCUUUUCGCCCCCGCCAUCUUUGCUCACGUGCGAACCAAUGACGUUUGGUACCACUUUCUCUCCUGGUACAAGUGCUGCUGGACGGACCCACAGGUUCUUUGGAUCACCUACGAGGACUUCGUGGACGAUCCCCAGCGCCAGAUCCAGAAGUUGGCAGACUUCUUGCCGGAGCAUCCAGGAGCGGAGACCAUCAAGAAGGUUGUCCAGCAGAGCAGCAGGCACUUCAUGAUGCAGCAUACUUCGAAGUUCGAUUAUCACAGCUUGCUGGAAAAGGUGGAGCUCUUUCGAAAGGAAGGUUCGCCAGCCAGCAUGCCCCGUGUGUUGGACGAUACGUCGUUUGAGGUGGACCCCAAAGUCAAAGAGCUGCUAGACGUGCGGUGGGAGAGGAUCGUGGCACCUGCCACCGGCUUCGCCACGUACGGGGAGAUGCGCCGCGCCGUGGCUGCGCGCAGCGCGUGGAGAGCCGAAGGAGUCCUGGACCUGUCUCCGCAUGCAGGAGUUUCGCAUUCGCUGAUUGCAUCGCUUCUGCUGAUGGCGUUGCUGGUCGCCUUUGUGGGCUUGCAGCCCAGGCUUGCCCGAUCGCUGGCGCUGAGGUUUUCUAUCAUGGCACGCGCACGUGCCAGACAGAUCAUGCGCCACUUCUCGGACUCGAAGAAAGCUGACCCAGAGAUCUACGCCGCGCGGACUGGCUCCGGGUUUGUUGUGUGAAUCGUCUUGCAACGUCCAAGACACCCAAGCAGAACGACAGCGCCCUAAGGAGUUGGCU